Messenger RNA from Anarrhichthys ocellatus (wolf-eel), 369 nucleotides. RefSeq names its product DNA topoisomerase 1-like. Gene Ontology annotation, biological process: DNA topological change; DNA replication; chromosome segregation. The transcript is spliced from 4 exons. The record is from RefSeq and is a predicted model, not a curated record. The annotation marks the transcript as partial. Gene Ontology annotation, cellular component: nucleolus; chromosome. Gene Ontology annotation, molecular function: DNA binding; DNA topoisomerase type I (single strand cut, ATP-independent) activity. NCBI's taxonomy places the organism in Eukaryota, Metazoa, Chordata, Actinopteri, Perciformes, Anarhichadidae.
ACAGGCAUGCUGAACAAGCACCUGAGUUCUCUAAUGGCCGGUCUGACUGCCAAGGUCUUCAGGACAUACAACGCCUCCAUCACCUUACAGCAGCAGCUCAAAGAGCUCACAAACAAGUCCGACAAUGAGCCAGAGAAACUGCUGUCCUACAACAGAGCUAACAGAGCAGUUGCCAUUCUGUGUAACCACCAGCGGGCGCCGCCAAAGACCUUUGAUCAGUCUAUGGCUAACCUUCAGGCCAAGAUUGAUGCUCGAAAGGAAGCGCUGUCCCUCGCAGAAACGGAGCUGAAACAGGCCAAGAAGGAGGCGAAGACCAGAGGCAGCUCGGACCCCAAGCAGCAGACUCCUGCUGUUACCGCACAGAGAUGA